AUGGACGACGGAAACAGAGAACGUCAAGAGCACGGGCGUGCUUUUCCGUUUCCUCCUCAAAAUCCGAUGUUAUCAAGACAUUCCGAGGGAUAUGAGGGAAGCGAAGAGGAGCCUGAACGUCCACAACAAGUUAGCCAAGCUGAGCAAAGUAUUCUUCGUGGACGGCUGGGCCACGAUCAUGAGGCGAUACUACACCAGCGACAAGGCCUUAUGCUGUCUCAGGGUCCACCAAUAUCUCCAGAUGCUCAUACUCUGUCACCAAGUUAUUUACAUUCAAGUCAGGGUCUCCCAUCUUUAUCACCAACUCUAGGUCACCAGAAUGAUGUUGGACACACCUCUUUGUUCCCAUUCUUGGAAAAUGUAACAAGUUUACCAGGACUUCAAGUCUCAGAUCACACUGAACCAGGGGAAUCAUCAGGCAAUGAGGGUACUUCUGAUAAAAUUGGGAUGACAUGGCUGGAUGCUGCACAGCAAGUGUUAGAAGAAGCUGGAACACCACUGCAUAUCAAGGAGAUUAAGAGGAUAAUAUUAGCAAGCGGAUUAGUUCAUUCCUCGUCCAAGUCCAGUCUGGAAGCGGUGCUUUAUAGAGAAACACAGAAGGGAAGUAAAAGGUUUAAAAGGAUAGAUGGCAGAUUUGGUGUUUUUGCUUUAUUAGAGAAUGCGGCACUUUGUGAUGAAGUUGCUCGAACACAAGAAAAGUUAGUCAAAGUCAAAGACGAGAGAAAAUUUCUUUUGAAAAGACUUCUUCAGUAUCAAACACCGAGUGAAGUUGCUUCCAUCACUACCUCAACUAGCCAUUCUAUGGUAGACGCAUCACAGGCAUCCAUGUUUAGUGGCCUUGCUGAUUCUACACAAUGUAGUGGGCCCCAGAAUCUGAAUAUAUCAGUUGCAAGUACCAGCAGUGGUGUCAGCAGCUCUAAACAUAAAGAAGGAACAAGUAAAGAGAAGAAGGAGAAAAGUAAACAGAAGAAAGAAGCAGGUAAACCAAUCUUCCCCAUAGUACUUGGCAGUCUGACAGUGUACAGUUUAGGUGAUAUACAGAGUAAAUCUAACUACCAUAAUGAAGACUAUAUCUAUCCCAUAGGAUUCUGUAGCACAAGAAUAUACUGUAGUAUGAAUAAUCCACAACAGAAAUGUCUGUAUACAUGUAAGAUACUGGAUGGUGGUAUCAGCCCAAGAUUUGAAAUUGAUCCAGAAGACAACAUGGAACAUCCUAUCAUUUCUGACAGUGCUACAGUAUGUCAUAGUAAAUUACUGAAGUCAAUCAACUCAAUGCUAGGAAAAGAUUUUGUCAAUCAUUCCCAAGGAUCAGGUCCUGAAUUCUUCGGUUUCUCGCAUCCAACAAUUCAGAACUUAAUUCAAAGUUGUCCCGGUGCACGUAAAUGUACACUUUACAAAUGGAAGAAAUUUGAGCCGUGUAAACCGAGUGAACGUGAUGACAUCAUAGCAAGUAUGGGCGAAAAUGAUCCUGCCUUAGUUUUGAUGCUCUGGUACGAGCUAAGAAUGCUGAUUCGGAUCGGGAAAUGUUUUUACAAAGUCAGAUAUCAGCUCUAGAUGGCCACAGCAGUCUUCGAACUCUGUUGACUACAGGCAUGCCAAGUACAAUGGGGAUAUCUGUGACAUCACCAACAAGUCUCAUGACAUCACCACAAAGACCUAUGGUAUCAACACCAACUUUGAUGGCAUCACCACAAAAUAUGAUGGCAUCACCACAAAAUAUGAUGACAUCACCACAAAAUAUGAUGACAUCACCAUCUGCGAGUCAUCUUUCACCAAGCUUUUCUCAUACCCAAAAUGAUUAAACCAGUUUAUGUAUUUGUUUUAUUUGUAAAUAUGUGUAUGUAAACUGAAAUAAUAGGUUUACAUUAAUACCAUGUUGACUGGGUAUCAGUUUAUGAAUGAUUUCCUUAUCAGUGGGCAUGCUAUGUUGAAUGACUAACAGCUUACCAGUGGAAAUGGGUAUAUCAGGUUAAAUGGGUUGCAGCUUAUCAAUGGUCAUGUCAGGAUGAAUGGGUAACAGCUUACCAGUGGAAAUGGGUAUAUCAGGUUGAAUGGGUAGCAGCUUACCAAUGGUCAUGGCCAUGUCAGAAUGAAUGGGUAACAGCUUACCAGUGGAAAUGGGUAUAUCAGGUUAAAUGGGUUGCAGCUUAUCAAUGGUCAUGUCAGGAUGAAUGGGUAACAGCUUACCAGUGGAAAUGGGUAUAUCAGGUUGAAUGGGUAGCAGCUUACCAAUGGUCAUGGCCAUGUCAGAAUGAAUGGGUAACAGCUUACCAGUGGAAAUGGGUAUAUCAGGUUGAAUGGGUAGCAGCUUACCAAUGGUCAUGGCCAUGUCAGAAUGAAUGGGUAACAGCUUACCAGUGGAAAUGGGUAUAUCAGGAUGAAUGGGUAGCAGCUUACCAGUGGAAACGGGUAUAUCAGGAUGAAUGGGUAACAAUUAUUCAUGGAUAGCUAGACUGGAAAUAUAGCAUUAUGAUUGGCUGAGAUAUUUUUUUUAUUUUUGUAAACCACGAUGGUAAUUUAGCAUAACUGUAGUCACUUUGUACAUACCGGUAAUUGAUAUUUGGUAGAAAAUUAUAGAUUAUAUUUAUACCACAUUUAUGUGAGAACGAAACAGACAAGCAACUUCUAGAUUUUAGUUACAAGCUACAAAUAGCUUUACACCCAUUCAAUGUAGACAUAUUAUGAAACCAAUAUUAUUCUUGGCAUUGCUCUAAGUGGGAUCGUUUGCCACUGAAUACUUGUUGUCACAGAUUUUUUGAAUUAUGUGUGAAAAAAACUAAUGUAUUUUACACACAUUUGUUAUAUGUGUGCUUGUACACAAUC
Molecule: messenger RNA, 2823 nt
Organism: Saccoglossus kowalevskii
Lineage: Eukaryota; Metazoa; Hemichordata; Enteropneusta; Harrimaniidae
Biological process (GO): regulation of DNA-templated transcription; regulation of cell cycle
Cellular component (GO): nucleus
Source: RefSeq, a predicted model, not a curated record